Fusarium verticillioides 7600 is the source of this 930-nucleotide messenger RNA. RefSeq lists its product as hypothetical. NCBI's taxonomy places the organism in Eukaryota, Fungi, Ascomycota, Sordariomycetes, Hypocreales, Nectriaceae. The transcript has 2 exons. Bases 1 to 930 code for a protein of 309 amino acids. The record is from RefSeq and is a predicted model, not a curated record.
AUGAAGACACUCUCUGAUGAUGAAGUCAUAUCAAAGCUCGCCUGUGGCGAUGAGCUUGAUCCCUGCGAGGUUAUUGAUGACAUUAUCCCCGCAAAGCCAUCAAAGAUUCAUCCAGAGCGCUCUGUAUCAUGCUUCGGCCUGCUAGGCAUUUCACCAGCAGAACUACUCCUCAUCACCGUUGACCUCCUUGACUUCCAGUCGCUAUCACGCCUCUCGCGGACCUGCUUAAGAGCCAAGAGAGUCGUUGAAAACCGUGUACCGUAUCAGCAGGUGAUCAAACAUGCGCCGAAAGUCCCAACAGCGCUGAUACAAGCCAAUCUCGCUGAUCAUUACCCACCUUCAUUGGUGUAUCGCACCUUGCAGACCGAUCGCUGUGUUUCUUGUACAGACUUCGGAGGAUUCUUAUACUUGCCCACUUGCGAAAAAGUCUGCUUCGAGUGUUUACACCGAAAUAUAGGACUAUGGAUGAUAACAAUACCCAUGGCUAAAAGGUACUUCGGCUUGACAUAUAGUCUAGUUGAGACACUCCCUAUCAUGCGCAUCAUCCCAGGGACGUACUGCCUCCGUACCCGUGACAAGGCGCACAAGAACCCUUUUCGCCUGGUCAGCGUGAAGGCGGUUAAGAGUUUGGCGAUUGAAAUUCAUGGGUCUGCGGAAAGCUUGGUCGAGUUAUUGCCCGAACGGACGACAGCAACGGAAAAGCUCUAUCGCCUCUUCAAGCGCUACCACGAAGCGCCCGUGGAAGCACCAGGGUGCGACAUGUCAAAACUUCCGGAGAACCCUCGUAUCGGGAGCGAUCCGCACGCAGGCGUGUCCAGCCUGCGUACCAUUUCCACCCAUCCCAAACCUGAUAAACGUGGGGUCAACGUCACAUAUGAUGGCUUUGCCGACGAGAUUGCGUUCGCGGGAUGGGAUGUUGGCUCAUGCUGA